CACUGCCAAGGAGAUCACAUGCCCCGUGAGUCACUCCAGAUGUGCUCAAAAACAGAGUCUCUCUGUGGAAACCCGGUCCCCCAAUCCCGGAGAGAGUUGGAUCAAGAGAGGUGCCGACUCCUGUCCCACCCAGGACGCAGCCUCCGGCCUCCACCCUUCUGAGGCAGGGGGGGCAUCUCUGCUCUGCUGCAAAGGAAAGACCCAGAAGCACGCUGCUGUCUCCCUGGGAGGACUGUCGCAGGCAUACCUGUGACUGCUGUGGUCCCAUUGGGUUUGAGGGUCAAUCUUUCAUCCUUCCUGAAGACAAGAUGCGUUGGAAGACGUUGCUGCUUCUGCUGUUGUAUUACAACGCCCAGGCGACCGUGUCCCACGGUUGGAGCAGGGCCGUGCUCUUCCCUGCUGCCCAUCGGCCGAAGAGGUCCUCCUCCGUGCCCCUGAACCCGGUCCUGCAGACCUCCCUGGAGGAAGUGGAGCUGCUCUACGAGUUCCUGCUGGCUGAACUCGAGAUCGGCCCUGACCUGAGGAUCUCCAUCAAGGACGAGGAGCUCGCCUCUUUGCGGAAGGCCUCAGACUUCCGCACCGUCUGCAACGACGUCAUCCCCAAGCGCAUCCCAGACAUCCGCAGGCUCAGCGCCAGCCUCUCCGGCCGCCCCGGCGUCCUCAAGAAGGAAGACUUUGAAAGGACAGUGCUGACCCUAGCCUACGCGGCCUACCGCACAGCCCUGUCCCAGGGCUAUCAGAAGGACAUCUGGGCCCAGUCCCUCGUUAGCCUCUUCCAGGCCCUGCGGCAUGACUUGAUGCGGUCCUCACGUCCCGCAGCGCCCCCCUGAGAGACUGGCCCACACCGGGACCUCGGAGCAGGGGCCAGCACGCACGGGGAUCCAGAAAGUCUUCCUCCUCUACUCCAUCUACAGAGACCAGCAGCAAAACAUGCGCCACCGACACGGAGUGGCAGAGACACAAUAAGAGUGGCCCCGACGCUCUUUUAGCCCUUGUGGCUUCCUGGCAGACACAUCUGAUUCAUACUGUAAGGUGACCUGGGCUGGAGGAAAGUGGUGACCCAAGAUGCCUCCAGAGGCAGAAUGGUUCCCCUGGUGACAUGCAAACGUCUAAGAUAGGCAUCAGCACAGAGUGAUUGCUACCUGCACCUCAAAGUGACAACAGAGCUAGAGGAGACAUCACAGAGGUGUGGGCAUGUCAGGAAGAUGGGGGCAGAUUCCUUUGGUCCUAAGGGACCGGGGUACUGGGUUGAAUGAAUAUUUUUCCAGAGGUUCUAUAGUAAAUAUAAAGUAACUAGAACUAUGCCCAAAUAAAUAUAUUGUUAGCUAUGGAUAUACUUCUUGACUUUUCCAAAACCCACCAAGAAGAAUCGGUUAGAAAAUCAGUAAUUUUAUGAAAUAUAACUCUUAACUCUUCUUUUAUGAAAACUGGUCUAACACAGAAGAGAAACAGGAAGGGGACCCACUGAAAUGCUACCAGUCCAGUCACGAUCUCUUUGGAGAAAUGCUAGGAGGCAGGAGGGAGGUAUUCAUCAUUAGAGAAAAAUGCAGUUUUGCAUCCUGAUAAUUCUCAGUCCCAGAAAAUCAACGACCCUCUGUCUCUCUUUCUCAUUCCCUGAUUAUACUGUCUUUUACUCCCUCAAAUGCACAAUCUGACCUAUGCUUUUUUGUUCAAUCUUUCUGUUUCUAACAUCACAUGUUCUCUCUGACAUGGUCACUCUGCUUGUCUUUUUCUUUUCAUGUCCAUCUGCGUCUCUGCUGCUCUAUGUUUGCGCCCAGGUCUGAAUAUCUUUGUGUCUGUUUCCUGAUGCAUCUCCAAGUCUCCUCUGGUUGCCUCUUGCUCUGUGUCUGCCUGCCAUACUCUGCCUGUCACACUCUCACUGUCUUUCAGUCUCCUCUGGGUAUCACUGUCGGAAUAAAACAAAGGCCAACUGCAGAGUUGAGAUCGCCCAGAGGCAGAUCCACCUGUAGCCCACCUUCACUAUUCGUGCUUUUCCUGGAUGUGGAGUGGGGAUGGCCUUUAUCCCUAGACAUAAUGCAAUACUCUGACAGAGUCUUGCACUCCACCCUGAGAUUCCACCCCCCUGAGAAUGGGUCCGAGAGCUUUCUUAUACUCAGAAUCAUCAGGUAGAAAGACUGCCCACCAUCUAUACCACAAUCAAAUACUGCGUUCACCACCACCACCCAAAAAACCCCCUUUGCCUAAUGAGUAGAAAAGACAAGCCAGACAGACUCUCCCGUUCGGUCUCAUUAGUGCCACAAUCUACACAGCCACAGUCACAACGGGGUCACAUUUUGUCGUAUUUACUCAUACAAUAAUGUGGGAGUAUGAUGUUUUUAGUGGAAACUUGCGUAUGACUUAUGGAACCAUGCUUGCCAUCUUUAUUCUGCUGAGAAAUUUUAGGAUCUAAAAACUCUGAUAGUCACCUAUGUAGUUGGCAUCCUUGCGACUUACCUCCAGGGCCACUGAGGAGACAUUGACAAACACCCAGGUGCUAAGAUUUUCAUUGCUCUGUCAUCUCACCUUGAAUCUAAUGAAUCAGUCAAAAGUGUUUCUGCAGGUGAACCGGUCUAAAAUUAAAUGCUUGAUAAAUGACUUUGCACAACACUCCCUAUUUUCCUAAUCCAUUGUAGAGUACGGUCUUACAUUUCUUUUUUCUAUUAUGGUAAAAAAAAAAAAAA
Molecule: messenger RNA, 2681 nt
Organism: Microcebus murinus (gray mouse lemur)
Lineage: Eukaryota; Metazoa; Chordata; Mammalia; Primates; Cheirogaleidae
Gene: FAM180A
Product: family with sequence similarity 180 member A
Source: RefSeq, a predicted model, not a curated record